Messenger RNA from Symbiodinium sp. CCMP2592, 2688 nucleotides. NCBI's taxonomy places the organism in Eukaryota, Dinophyceae, Suessiales, Symbiodiniaceae. The record is from the annotation of a GenBank genome assembly.
AUGUUCAGCAAAGAAUCAGCUGUUGUGGAUGAAGAGACGAAUCAGGAGCUUCAUUUUGAGCUGUCCGAGACCGCAGUGAGCGACGCAGAGCCGCCUUUGGAGCAAGCUGUGCCUGAGGUGUCUCUCGGUGAGAUUGAGCCAAUCGUGGAUCUGGAGCAGGAGACUGUUGAUGCUACGGAAGCUGAAGAAGCUUCUGCUGUGACCAGAGAUGAGCCACAAGACCACGAGGAGUCCGCAGUUGCUGUAACGACGGCCACAGAGACGCCGUCCGCGGAACAAGCUAUGCUGGGAUCAAAUCACGCUGAAUCGCUCGGCGAGCUGGCGGCGGAGCAGGACACUGCAAUGUUCUCGGCGGAAGGGGUAGCCAAAGAUGCACAACCUCACGGCGAGGAUGCCAGAGGCGCGAUUCAUGCCGAAGAUUCGAAGGGCAAGGAGGCAGGGCACAGUGUCGAGAAGGAGUUUACGACGGCGGCGGCUUGCAAGCCGCCCCCGCCACCCUCGAGGACUUCAGCAGAGUUGGACGAAGCGCUGCGAGACAAGCAAGAAGAGCUUGAGUCUUUAAAGCUGGCAGCGGAGCAGCGAGUCGAGGAGAUCAUGCAGAAAGCGAAGGAAAGGUUGGAACAGGCCGUCGAGGAGCACGAAAAGGAGAGACAGGCUCUGCAAAAAAACCUGCAGAAGCUCCAGAAGAACCUGGACGAUGCCAAGUCGCAAGGUGAAAAGAUGUCCGAGAAGUUGAAAGCCGCAGAGGAGCUGUCGUCAACAGCACAAGCAGAGGCGCGCCAAUCAGCAAAGCAGCUGAAAAAGAGUCAAGACGAUUGUCAAAAGCUAACUGCAAAGCUCGAGAAAGAGUCGGCGAAGGUGGCGGAGCUGAAGCAGAACGUCGAUCAAGUCAUCAAAGAUGCAACAGAGCGAGAUGAGGCUCGCAUGCGCGAAAUCAAGCAGCUACGUGACAAGUCCGAGAACGAGUUGAAAAGCUUGAGGGAAAAGUCAGACAACUCUUCCAAGGAUGCUGAAACAUUGCGUCAGCGUCAGCUGGAAGAGGCCUCUUUGGAGCUGAAGGAGCUCCAUAGCGAGUCUGCCCAGCAGAAAGAGAUGCUGUCGGAGCUGGUGCGGGAAAGCUCUGCCGAAGCAACGAAACUGAGGGAGCACCUCAGCACUGUGGAGGUUGCAGCCGAAGCAGAGAGGGUCAAUGCAGAGCAGCAGCAAUCAGAGCUGGAGGGCAGCAUCCGCCGCGGCCGCCAAGAGCUGCAUGCAGCCAACGAGCGCAGCCGCAGAGCAGAGCGUGAACUGGAGCAAGCCCAUGCGGAGUGCCAGGAGUUGCUCAGCAGUGCCACGCAGCGAGACGACCGCGUGGAGGUGGCGCAAGCUCUGUUGGAGGGCCGAGUCCGAAGUUUGCAGGAGCAGGUGGAGGUGCUGCGGGCUGAGGCGGAGGAAUCCAGGGCGUCGGAGACGAUGAAGCAACAGGCAGCCCAGACAGCCGAGGCCCGGUACGCGGAUCUUCACAGCAGUAGUCAGAUGAAGGAGCAGGAGUGGCGGGAAGCAAGGUCCAUCUUGGAACAGCGAGUGCAGUCGUUGCAGGAUGAACUACAGCAGUGCCGUCGCGGAAGCUUCAACAAUGAGGCCGAGCACCAAGAUGCGCUGCUUGCAGCCCAGCGCAAGGCCGUAGAGGCUUCAGAGGAGGCGGUGGAAGCCAGCAAGCUGGCACAAACGCUGCAACUGGAGGCCUCCGAGGCACGCUCCCGAUUGGAGGCUUGCGAGGCUGAACACUACUCGCGAUCGUCGGAGUUAGCUGAGCUCAAAGAGGCUCGCCAACAGCUCUCUGAACAGGCGGCGGAUGCAGCUGCAAGCUGUGAAAGUCACAAGCAGCUGAUCCGGGCGCUGCAGCAGAGUAUGGCGGAGCAAAGUCAACAGGCAGAAGCAGAGUUGGCUGAGCUUCGCAGGUUGGCAGACACAACACCGACUAUCCAGCGAGCACUGUCGUCCUCGACGCCUCAGCGAAAAAGCUCAGCUGGCGAAUGGCGGGCUUUGUUGGAAGAAGAGGACGUUGAACCGGACGGGAAGGCAACUUCGCCGUCGGUGACUGCAGCCGACCACAACUCCACCACAAAGCCAGAGGCAGAGGAGCAGGUCGUCGGGGAUGUCACAGACAGUCUCCUGGAGCAGCUGGAAUCCACUUCAGCGCUGGGGUCGGGUCGGCUGCCAAGCAAGGGUGCCGGAGCUCCUGAAACGGCCGGUCAUGAGGAGGUCGCCCAGCUUUGGGAUCGCAUUAACUACCUGGAGAAGCGCUGCAGGAAUUUCCAGAAGAAACUCGAUGCACGACCCAUCAUCUACCAGGCACCGACAGGCACUGGGCCACUGAAUCUGGAAAGCGGCAGCGCCGCCUCUGCAGGUAAGCCCAAUUGGGAGCCGUGGCUGCGUGACGUCACGGGGCCAGUGGCGCGGCGGCUGAAUUUGCCGCAGGGCUCGGAACAACGUGUUGCCGCGGUGGCAGCGCCCCUUUGCCAGGCCAUUGAAGCGCCUCUGCGCAGCUUCACACAGCGGCUUCUGAGGCAAGAUCGUUGGCUGUGGGUCUUCUAUGCCCAUCUGUUGGUCUUGUACGCCAUCGCCGCCUCUUGCAUUGCAAGAAACUCCAACCCGGUUAGCCCUGCAGAAUGUGUUGACACACGUUUGAAGCAAUUGCAAGCUGCC